AUGUCGGGAACGCCUUUUUUAUCGGUUUGUUUGGUAUUUUUUCUGGUAUUGGUGGUAGGAGCAGAAGGUUUAGAUGAGGUGAAGGAUACCGGUAAAGUUAAAAGAAGUUUGGAUUAUAAUUAUAAUCACGGGUGGAAUGGUGGUUAUCAAGUAGAAAGUUAUAAUCCUUAUCAAAACGGUGAUAACGAUGGAAAAGAUGACGUAAACGUUGUAAAUUAUUCGAAAGACGUACCCGUUUUGUAUCCCGUAAUCAAUUACGUACAUUAUCCGAUCGUUAAUAAAAUUUUAUAUCCGGUACCUGUUGAACAAACGAUACCGAUCGUUAUUGAAAAACCCGUACCACAUCCUGUCGUAGAGAAUUUAGCAUUGCCCGUUGAGAAAAAAAUUUUAGAACCCGUACCCGUUGAGAAAAAAGUACCCGUUCAUUAUCCGGUUGAAAAAAAUGUUUUUUAUCCGGUUCAAGUAGAGAAAAAAAUUCCGGUACCUUAUAAAGUUGAAAAAGAAAUUCGGUAUCCCGUCAUUAAAAAUGUUCCUUAUCCAGUUCAUAUAGAAAAAAAAGUACCCUUUCCCGUUUUAUAUCCGGUUCACGUAGAAAAAAAAGUCGAGGUUCCUUAUCCGGUAAUUAAACCCGUACCUUAUCUCGUUCCCGUCGAAAAACAAAUUCCCGUUCAUUAUCCGGUUAAAGUCGAAACGAAAGUUCCGGUUCAUGUUCCGGUUGAAAAACACGUUCCUUAUCCGGUUCAUAUAGAAAAAGAAGUUAAAGUACCCGUACCGAUUAUAAAAAAAGUACCAUAUCCGGUUCCGGUGGAGAAGGAAGUUAAAGUACCGUAUCCGGCACACGCAACAUCUACUCAACAAUUUUCUAAUAUGGUAAAUUUCGAAAAGAAAAUUCCAAAUCGAGAUUUGUUUAAAAAUUUUGGACAUCAAACUGGAAGUCAAACUCUCGAAACCGGAAGUCAAAACACGUUUGGAAGUGGAAAACAAUUUGAUUUCGCACAAUCUCACCGUGCUGGAUUCUACAUCAAACCUUAUUACAAUUACCAAAUUUCAGGACAACAAAAAUCAACAAAUCAACUUUCUUCGUACGAAGGAUCGGGAAAACGGAUUUCCGGUGUAGGAAAACCUGAAAAUUAUUUUCCUUACGGAAUAAAAAGAAAUUCGGAUGUCGACUCGGAACAAAACGAAGAACAAGUGGCAGAAGAAAGUCAAAUAUCACACGAUCAAGACCGAUCUUCAUACGAAACGCAAACGAAAAUAGAGAAGAAUCAUCAAAUGACCAAACACCACCACCAUCAUCAACGCCACGACGAGGAAAAAUCGUUUAAACCAUGGGAAAAAGUCGACUAA
Messenger RNA from Pediculus humanus corporis (human body louse), 1347 nucleotides. Its product is annotated as Repetitive proline-rich cell wall protein precursor, putative. The record is from RefSeq and is a predicted model, not a curated record. Lineage: Eukaryota; Metazoa; Arthropoda; Insecta; Psocodea; Pediculidae. The transcript is spliced from 4 exons. The coding region runs from base 1 to 1347 and encodes 448 amino acids.